Messenger RNA from Nomascus leucogenys (northern white-cheeked gibbon), 5086 nucleotides. It is a transcript of the gene ZC3H12B, whose product is annotated as zinc finger CCCH-type containing 12B. Gene Ontology annotation, molecular function: RNA endonuclease activity; metal ion binding; mRNA binding. Gene Ontology annotation, cellular component: nucleus; cytoplasmic ribonucleoprotein granule. The record is from RefSeq and is a predicted model, not a curated record. NCBI's taxonomy places the organism in Eukaryota, Metazoa, Chordata, Mammalia, Primates, Hylobatidae.
GUAACAUCUGAACAUACCAAACCACACAGUCAAACUCUUGCACCAUUGCUACCACGACAUUUUACCACAAAAGAAUGCCACUGCAUGUGGAUUCCAAGCAGGCUAAAAAGAAAAAGAACUGAUUAGACCUCAGACGACCCACUAAACGGGAUGACGGCCACAGCUGAGGUAGAGACACCAAAAAUGGAGAAGAGUGCCUCCAAGGAAGAGAAGCAGCAGCCUAAGCAGGACAGCACAGAGCAGGGCAACGCUGAUUCUGAAGACUGGAUGAGCUCUGAGAGUGACCCUGAACAGAUAAGCCUUAAGAGUAGUGACAACAGCAAGAGCUGCCAACCUAGGGAUGGUCAGUUGAAGAAAAAGGAGAUGCACUCCAAGCCACACCGCCAGCUCUGUCGAUCACCCUGCCUAGAUCGUCCAAGUUUCUCCCAGAGCAGCAUUUUACAGGAUGGUAAACUUGACUUGGAGAAGGAAUACCAAGCUAAGAUGGAGUUUGCACUAAAGCUGGGCUAUGCAGAGGAACAGAUUCAAUCAGUGCUAAACAAGCUGGGCCCAGAAUCACUUAUUAAUGAUGUAUUGGCAGAGCUUGUCAGACUUGGGAACAAAGGUGAUUCAGAAGGGCAGAUCAACUUGAGUCUGUUAGUGCCUCGUGGGCCCAGCUCCAGAGAGAUUGCAAGCCCCGAAUUGUCUCUUGAAGAUGAAAUAGAUAACAGUGACAAUUUGAGGCCAGUUGUCAUUGAUGGAAGUAAUGUGGCAAUGAGCCAUGGGAAUAAAGAAGAAUUCUCCUGCAGAGGAAUACAACUUGCUGUGGAUUGGUUUCUAGAUAAAGGCCAUAAAGAUAUUACUGUAUUUGUGCCUGCAUGGAGAAAGGAGCAAUCCCGCCCUGAUGCACCAAUUACAGAUCAAGAUAUUCUACGAAAACUGGAGAAGGAAAAGAUUCUUGUCUUCACACCAUCCCGAAGAGUCCAAGGCAGGAGGGUUGUCUGCUAUGAUGACCGGUUCAUAGUCAAACUGGCUUUUGAUUCUGAUGGCAUCAUUGUGUCCAAUGAUAACUACCGAGACCUUCAAGUUGAAAAGCCAGAAUGGAAGAAGUUUAUAGAGGAGCGGUUGCUGAUGUAUUCUUUUGUGAAUGACAAAUUUAUGCCUCCAGAUGAUCCAUUAGGACGCCAUGGCCCAAGCCUUGAAAAUUUCUUAAGAAAGAGACCCAUUGUUCCUGAGCAUAAGAAGCAACCAUGUCCUUAUGGCAAAAAAUGCACCUACGGCCACAAGUGCAAAUACUACCAUCCGGAGCGGGCCAACCAACCCCAGCGUUCGGUGGCUGAUGAGCUCCGCAUCAGUGCCAAACUGUCCACAGUGAAAACUAUGAGUGAAGGCACCCUGGCCAAGUGUGGCACAGGGAUGUCUAGUGCCAAAGGUGAGAUAACCUCAGAGGUCAAACGUGUGGCCCCCAAGCGCCAAUCAGAUCCCAGCAUCCGGUCUGUGGCUGUGGAGCCUGAGGAAUGGCUGUCCAUUGCCCGUAAGCCUGAGGCUAGUUCUGUCCCCUCGCUUGUGACUGCCCUAAGUGUUCCCACAAUCCCACCCCCCAAAAGCCAUGCAGUGGGUGCACUCAACACCCGUUCGGCCAGCAGCCCAGUGCCAGGAUCCUCCCAUUUCCCCCACCAGAAGGCCUCUUUGGAGCAUAUGGCCAGCAUGCAGUAUCCUCCCAUCCUGGUUACCAACAGCCAUGGGACCCCUAUUAGCUAUGCUGAGCAAUACCCAAAGUUUGAAUCCAUGGGGGACCAUGGCUACUAUUCAAUGUUAGGUGACUUCUCCAAACUGAACAUCAACAGCAUGCAUAACCGAGAGUAUUACAUGGCUGAAGUAGACCGGGGGGUGUAUGCCCGGAAUCCUAACCUCUGUCCUGACAGCCGUGUGAGCCAUACCAGGAAUGACAACUAUUCCUCUUACAACAACGUGUAUUUGGCUGUAGCUGAUACCCAUCCUGAAGGCAAUUUGAAGCUGCACCGCUCAGCAUCCCAGAACCGACUUCAGCCUUUUCCUCAUGGUUACCAUGAAGCCUUAACACGAGUGCAGAGCUAUGGCCCAGAGGAUUCUAAGCAAGGCCCCCACAAACAGUCAGUCCCCCACUUAGCUCUGCAUGCCCAGCACCCAUCAACUGGAACACGUUCCAGCUGUCCUGCAGACUACCCCAUGCCUCCCAAUAUCCAUCCUGGGGCAACCCCCCAGCCAGGCCGUGCCCUGGUGAUGACUCGGAUGGAUAGCAUUUCUGACUCCCGCCUCUAUGAGAGCAACCCCGUGAGGCAAAGACGACCUCCCCUGUGCCGGGAACAGCAUGCCAGCUGGGACCCGCUGCCCUGUGCAACUGACUCCUAUGGCUACCACUCCUAUCCCUUGAGUAACAGCCUCAUGCAACCAUGUUAUGAGCCAGUCAUGGUACGGAGCGUGCCUGAAAAGAUGGAGCAGCUUUGGAGGAAUCCUUGGGUUGGAAUGUGCAAUGAUUCCAGGGAGCAUAUGAUCCCAGAGCACCAGUAUCAGACCUACAAGAACCUCUGCAAUAUUUUCCCUUCUAACAUCGUCCUUGCAGUGAUGGAGAAGAAUCCCCACACAGCAGAUGCCCAGCAACUGGCAGCCUUGAUUGUUGCUAAGCUUAGGGCUGCACGUUGAUAUGACAUAGUACUUAUUUCUUUAUACAAAUAUGAAUAUUAGUACUAAUAAUACACUAAUACAAUAAUUAUAGUAACUAAUAAUUUGUGUUGCGCUUUACAAGUUACAGUGUUUAUAUCAUUUAAGCGCAUAACAACCCUGUGAGGUACGUCUUACUAACAUUCUCUUUUAUAGAGAAGGAAGGUGAAGGUCAGUGGAAUUAAGUGGCUAGCCAGGGUCACACUGCUAGCAAAUGACUAAGUCAAGACACACACCCAAGUCCUCUAAAUCCAAGUCCCAUGCCCCUUUGCACUGCACCAUGCAGGUAAUGGAGGACAAAACCCAGGGGGAGAGGUCUAGAUGUAAGAAAUCCCAGAGGAUUCCAUUACCAGAGUUUUCCUUUUUUUCUUUUCUUUUUUUUUUUUUUUUUUUUUUUGAGACAGAGUCUCACUCUGUUACACAGGCUGGAAUGCAGUGGCACUAUCUCUGCUCACUGCAACCUCCGCCUCCAGGGUUUAAGUGAUUCUAUGGCCUCAGCCUCCCAGGUAGCUGGGAUUACAGGCGUGCACCACCAUGCCCGGCUAAUUUUUGUAUUUUUAGUACAGACGGGGGUUCACCAUGUUGGCCAGGCUGGUCUCAAACUCCUGGCCUCAAGUGAUCCGCCCGCCUCAGCCUCCUAAAGUGCUGGGAUUACAGGUGUGAGCCACUGCGCCCAGCCUAUCAGAGUUUUCGUAGUCACAUAUUCUAUAUUACAAAGUAUGGAUGAUAUAUCCAAUUUAGAGAGCAAAAGCAUCAGGAUCAGAUCAUAUGUUGAAUUAACCUUUUAGGUUUUUUCUAAUAGAAAUAUUUAAAGCUAUUUAAAAGUAAAUGCAUACUUUAUUGCAUGGAUAUCUGAUCAUUUAAUCUUUAUUAACGAAGCUAUAGGGUCAUAUUGAAGCUUCUAGAACUAUAUUUUAAAUCUAUUAUUAGCAAUUAUAUUGCAUGUAUGAAUAUAUAUAUUUGGUUUGAGAUGUGUGUGUAUCUCUGUAUAACCUUUUAUAUAGCGAUAAUGAGAGGGUAGGCUCUACACGGUCCUUCGUCUAUAGCUGUAUAGGUCACUAAUCUGACUUGAUGAUUUUAAGUCACAUUUCAUAGUUUCAACUAGUUAUGAGAGUGAAAUUAUAUGGCAAUAUUUGAACAUUGCUUUCUUAGGUACCAGAGCAAAGCAACUCUGUUUCCUUUGCACAUUUUACCUGCCAACAUUUAUUAACAGUUCUCCUUCCAAGUCUCUUCACCUUAGCAAAUUAGGGAUCAGGUUGCAGUCUUCUGCAGAGAAACUGAUGGUUAAGCUCAAGUUCCAAGCAUAGUAUGUGUGUGCUACACAAGCUCAGAAGAGUUUGACAAGGACCAGGGGACUUACUACCACAAUCCACUUCCCUUAUCCCAGGAGAGAUGGCCAAACCCAUGUGGCAUUAAAUGGUGAAUAAAAAAGCUUCACUCAAGGAGGGACUAUUGGAUGCUCUUUGGACUUCUGACCUAUGCAGUAUUCAACAUCAUUGGAUGAAAUGUAAUGGAGGACAGUGCACAGCCAUGUAUCCACUUUCUCUUCCUGUCCACCCUUUGGGUAAUAAGGUCAAUCACUGGUGGAACAGAAUUUCUCUAGGAAACAAAACCAGGGGAUUUUCUUUGUGGAAAAAGGAAGUUUCCAAAAGGGGAUACUGCAUCUUUGCUAAUAGCUGGCUCAGUUAUGCACUUUAAAUCUAUGCGAAGAGUGCACUUGCUGUUAAAUAAUUGUUAGAUGAGUUAUUAGACGGCAGGACUUUUGGUUUGGGCGACACCAUUUGCGCAACUUGUAUCUUGCUCAGGGUGGAAAACUUCAUAGCUAAAUGCCUCUAGAAGAGGUGUUUAUUGUUUUUUUUAAGCUGCACUAAAUGAAUUCCCUUUUUGAAUCCAUUGUAUAUUUCAAUAUUUCGAACCAUGACCAGCUCACUAUUUCCUGAGCUGGAAAUUGCUAACUUCUAUGAUCGUUUUUUCAUGAAAGUUGAGAAGGCCGGGCCUUGGCCUUUUGUUUCUUCAUGAGAAGGUGUGACACUGCCUAUAAAUGUUUCUUACUGUGAAACACUCUGAAUGUGAGGCUGUAGUCAGGGUUGUUUCUGGUGGUUUGACAAUGGCUUGCAUGCUGCUUUCUGGCUUUCUGUCUCUGUCCAAGUUGAUCAAUACUGCAUCUUAACCAAUGUUUCACUUGAGUUAACCACAGCUUUACAUUCUAUCUCCUAUCCUCUGAUCUUCGUAUACCCCAGCAUAUUGAAAAAGAGUAAAAGUAUUUUCUAUCAGGUAGAUCCACAGAGUGACCAGUUGCCACUGCAGUGCUUGCUAUUUCACACAAACACCAUUUCAUACCUUCAACUUCUUGGACUUUCUAAAUCGGACCCGUGUCUAAAUCAGGGUAUUUGACAAUCUCAGAUGA